This is a messenger RNA of Hydractinia symbiolongicarpus, 745 nucleotides long. Its product is annotated as protein FAM219A-like. Lineage: Eukaryota; Metazoa; Cnidaria; Hydrozoa; Anthoathecata; Hydractiniidae. Bases 79 to 591 code for a protein of 170 amino acids. The record is from RefSeq and is a predicted model, not a curated record. The transcript is spliced from 7 exons.
UAAAAACAUACCAUUUUUUUAUUUUUAGGUUAGAAUAUUACAGAUACCAAAACAAAAUCUCUAUGUAGUAUUUAUUCAAUGAGUGUGACAUCUUUACUAACUGCUACGACAACAGCCACUACAACAAGAUCUUCUAAAAAUGGCUUAAGUAACGGUUCAGACAAUGCUCCGCUGUUACGAAACCCAUCAGAACUUCAACUAAAACUAGAAAAACAGUUGCAGAAAUCAAGACAAGUCAGGGCUGGACCACCAGUUACAAAAAAUACAUAUAACACAAAAAUACGUUCAGUGCAUGAGCAGAUGCCACUGGUUUCUAAUCGGAAUGGUGGUUUUGACGAUAUAAAUUUACAAAAUAAUGAGCAUGAUAAUGAUGAUGACGAGGAUGAGGAGGGGGAGAUUGUUAUUUUUAAACAGCCAAGUAAAGGAAAAGCGCUUUCCGAUUAUUCAUCCGAUUGUACAGAUCAACUAUUACGAGAUGGAUUCAGGCUGGAUGAAUUAUCUGAUGAUGAAGAUUUAGACUUGAUUCCACCGAAAUCCGCAGACGCAACGUGGUGUUCUUGUGACAGCAUGCCUUCGUGUAGUAUACAGUAACAUUCCUCUGCUUGUUUCGUCGUUUUUUUUUCUGUUUAAGCAAAAUAACAAAGAAGGCUGUACACUUUUUUAUAUAAGAAGGCUGACAGUAUAGGUACUUCAACUGCUAAAAUAUGGCGAGAGUACUGAAAAAACUUUUCGAGGGUACAAAACA